Molecule: messenger RNA, 3684 nt
Organism: Diabrotica virgifera virgifera (western corn rootworm)
Lineage: Eukaryota; Metazoa; Arthropoda; Insecta; Coleoptera; Chrysomelidae
Gene: shu
Product: inactive peptidyl-prolyl cis-trans isomerase shutdown
Exons: 2
Coding region: 150-1259 (369 amino acids)
Molecular function (GO): protein binding; peptidyl-prolyl cis-trans isomerase activity
Source: RefSeq, a predicted model, not a curated record
AACAGUCAACCUUCAAAUCAAUAAAGCCAGAAAAUUUUGUUUUUUGUUUUUAGUUUUUACUAUUUCGAUUUGAUUUGAAUGCAUGUGUUUAUCUAGUGCUGCAAAAUAAAUUUUAUCAGAAGUACUAACGAUAUUGAUUAUUGAUCACCAUGUCUAUUAUAAAGGAACCAGUGAAUUUGAAGGCCUUAAUGGAAGGUGGGUAUGAAUUUACCGUCAAUAAUGAUGAUGAAGUUAUACAACAAGACGAUCCUGAAGAGGAACGUGAAUAUAAGAAUAAUUUAUUAAAAUUCAUGAACAUGCAAGUAGCAGGAGAUUUUCAGGACGAAGAUUCCUAUGUUCAAGGUCAGCCAUUUGAAGUCAUAUCCUCUAAAAUGAAGAAUCUGACGAAUGAUGGAGCAGUUAAGAAGAAAGUGAUUCGAGAAGGAUAUGGAGCGAAACCACAGGAUUCGGAAAUGGUGCGUGUGCAAUACAAUGCCUAUAUAGAAUACAAUGCAGAACCUUUUGAUUCUACUUAUGCCAGAAAUAGACCUCAUCAGUUUCUUAUAAACUGUGGUGAGGUCAUUGUUGGGUUAGAUAUAGCUGUGCAAAGUAUGCAAGUGAGUGAAAAAUCCCAAUUUUUAAUCCAACCAAUGUUUGCGUAUGGUGCCCUUGGUUGUCUUCAAAGAGUUCCACCAGACACUGAGGUUUUAUUUGAGAUAGAACUGGUAGAAAUUGUAAAUAUAGGGGCUGCGAAAAGAUUUGAAGCAUUACCAAAAGAAGAACAAAAUAAUUUCUUAUUUGUUUACGAGUAUUGUUUGGCAUUAUGUGCUAAAGGUAAAGAUAUAUAUUCAAGAAACAUUAAAGGUGCUAUAAGGGAGUACAACAUGGCUGUAUCAAAAUUAGAAAUGUGUCAAUUAGACACUUAUGAAGAUCAAGUCAAACAACAGGAAUUAUUGUUAAAGUUAUACUCUAAUUUACUGGUGGCUUGUACUAAAACUGAAGAAUAUAAAAAAGCAUGCAUUAAUUUUAACAAAAUCAAUGAAUUGGUGAAAGGAACUGAUCUAAAAAUUUCUGCUAAAAUGUAUUACAACAGUGCUAAAUGCCUAAGAAUGUUGGGAGAUUACCAUUUAGCCAAAAGAAGAUUAAAUGAAGCACUAAAAUUAGAACCCAAAAAUAAAGAAAUUUUGCAGGAACUAGUUGAGUUGGAACAUACGAUUAAACAAUACAAAGAAAAAGAAUCUCUAGUUGCCAAAGCUUUUAUAUCUGGACAAAAAGCAUAAAUGCUAACAAUUAUGAAUUUUUGACGAAUAUUAUAUAUUCUACCUUUUUUUAUUUUGUUAAAAUAUUAAUGUCUCAGUGGCGGCUCUAGAAAAUUUAACUGGGGUAGGCAAAUUACCGGGGGGUGUGGAAGUUUUUAUAAUUAUUCAGCUGGAAAUCACUUUUUAGCGAAUUUUUGAUUAGAAAAUGGUUUCAUGACAAGAAAAAAAGGUCUCAUGGCAAGACUUUUGAGGUCCCAGAAACCCAAAAAUAAUAGACGUAUAUAUUAAUAUAUUAUGUCCGUAAACAUGAUAACUUCUGAACAAAAUAUAUUUUUAUAAAUAAUUAACCAGAGUAUUAUGCAGCUGCUGCAUUUUCGUUUUGCAAAGAAAUUGAGAAUGUUUAUACAUUUUUAAUUCAUUUACUCUUUUGAGUAUUAAGGAAUCUUUCUUGUUGGAGCUUUACCAUGCUGAGUAGAUGAGUUGUGAAUUAUUUAAAAUUCUCUCAUCUUAAUUUUCUCGGCACCUGUAUGACUUAUAAAUUGUAAAAGUCUCAGGAGGUGUAACCAAAGAAAGUAUUCCACCUGUUGUCAAUCUGGUGGUACGGAGGCGAUAUUUAUUGUCGUUUUCUGCGCUGCUUCGAUUGAUAACUUAGUUUGUUUUCCGGUAGAUGGCCCUAGUUCAUCCGUGACAUUUCUUUCUUUGCAAUUCGGGAAGGCCCUAAGCUAUGGUAAAUGGUUAAAGCGGAGAGAAGAGGAUAUGGGUUUACUGAUGAGGGGAAAAGAUCUCCGAAACCGGUAUAGACUCUUCCUGCACUCUCCGCUUUAACCAGAGUAUUAUGCAGCUGCUGCAUUUUCGUUUUGCAAAGAAAUUGAGAAUGUUUAUACAUUUUUAAAAUAUAUUUUACUUAAAACUAUAAAUUUAAGCUAAUUUUACUUAACUAGAAAUUUUACUUAACGAUUUAAGUUAUCUGAGAAUUCUUACUAGUAGAAAUGGGAUGUAAAUGUAAAUAAGACACUACUACAAUAGUCUUAUGUGAGAUACCGUUUUAUGUUGAAAAUGUUUGAACAUUUUUAGAGUCCAUCUUAGACAAAACUGUAAUCUUCUCCCUUUUUUACUUGCAAAUUCGUCAACUACCGCCUCUGAGUUGCUCAACAGCUUGUAACUUAAUUGUUUUUCAAUGGAAAUUUUAAUACGCCCCAUAGUUGAGAUACUUCUUUCGGCUGAAGCUGAACUUACUGGCAUUACUCGAACAACUGAAACUAUCUCCUUCGGUUCUGUAUAUGACAUAAGAAUCACAAAUGUCUGUGUAGAGAUAGAUCAUGUUUGUUUUUACACUUAGAAAACAUAGAUUUCCCUAGGUCACAUUGCGUUUUCAGCUUGGUACAAAAUGUUUAAUCCUUCCCCCAAAGUUUAGCAAGGAACACAGCAUUUCUGAAUCUAAAAAGCUAUUUGAGUUUGGAUCAUAAGAUAAAAUCCAAGUUAGCAAACUUGAGUUUUCUGAAAAACGCCUUUGCCCUUCACUUAGAAUAUUGUCAGUUAUACUAAAGAGUUCAAAGUUUAAUAGAAUAUUCUGAGAAACGUCAAAACGUGACAUAUCUUGUCACUAUGUAGGUCCCUUUUAACGUCUUUGAUCCCCCAUUUGAUGUAAAGUUGAUGCAGCUUGGAAAGCAUAAAUAGCUUCUAAAAUACCGAUAGCAUCACCAACUGAUUGAACAUUUUUUAAUUGCAUCAACAAAAACCAAGUUGAGUCUGUGAGGAAUGCAAAUAUGGACAAGGGUUUUUGUCAUUCCUCUUAUUUUCGCUUGCGCGCCUCUGAACUCUCCUGACAUUACGGAAGCUUCGUCAUAAGACUGGCUGACACAACAGUAAAUGUCAAGCCCAAUGUUGUGUAAAUAAUCUACGAUUUUAUUAGACAGAUAUGAUGCAUCGAGCUUGGAAAGUUACACGAAACCAAGUAAUCGUUCACUUAAGCCUGAUUUAGAACAUAUCGGCAACAAAUAAUCAUAUGUUCUCUUUGGACUUCGUCCCGUGCUUCAUCAAGCUGUAGCAUUUGCUUCCAUUUUGUAUUUCGUCUACCAAUAUUUCUUACAAUAAUGUUAGAAGCUGAAACGCAUAAUAUACGUUUGUCUGUAGCGUAGUAGUUUUAUAUUAGCAUUUGCUUCCAUUUUGUAUUUCGUCUACAAUAUUUCUUACAAUAAUGUUAGAAGCUGAAACGCAUAAUAUACGUUUGUCUGUAGCGUAGUAGUUUUAUAUUUACUUAUAGAAAAUCGUAUGUGUUAUUAGUUUACCAUUUAAAUAUAGUACGUCUACUGUAAAACAUAAGAUUAAAAUAUCAAUUAAUGAAAUGAAACUAAAACAUUUUACCCAUAUUAUGCCUAGCCGCUAGAGCCGCCAUCGAUUAAUGUUAGUUUAUAUUCUUCUAUAAUAAAGAAAUAUUGAAAAUUUU